GACGCAUGCGCAGAAGUGCACCGCUGCCUCUGCUUCAGCACCGGAGCCCGGACAGCGGCGCCGCCCACGGGCAUGGACGAUGGUAGCAGCCCCAGCUGCUGCAGCGACAGUCUCCUUGCCAGUUUCUGAACCGGCGGUGAGCAGCGGCCUGCGGGGAAUACAGUAGCCCCAGAAGGCAGCUGCCGGGACAAGUAAGAAGAACCCCUCCGUAGAUCCUGCUGGAAGAUCUUCUCAGCACGCCUGCAUCAGGUCCUAGACCAGAGCCAUGGCUCCCGAAGCAAGUCCAGAGAGAAGCUGCUCCCUCCACACCUGUCCCCUUGAAGAUCCGACAGGUGCUUCUGUACCAGAGCCAACAGUUUCCACCCUCCAGGCUGCAGACCCAACCAGUCCGUUAACAGCCGGCCAUUUUGCCUUUCCUCGAGCACCUCAAGACUAUCAAGAAGGCAGUUCGUUACUAGGAUUGGGAGACCAAGCAUCUUUAUGUGGCCAUGUCUCCAACCUCAGCACUUCCAUAGACCCCUCACAGCAUGAUGGGGUCUGGAAGCCACCUUCUGCACAGCACCAUGUGGUCAGUGUCAGGCAAGAACGUACUUUCCGGAUGCCAAAGAGCUAUUCCCAGCUGAUUGCUGAGUGGCCAGUGGCUGUGCUGCUGCUGUGUUUGGCCUUCAUCUUCCUCUGUACCUUAGCUGGGCUGUUGGGAAGCCCUCCACUUGACUUUUCUGAGCCUUUACUGGGUUUUGAGCCUCGAGACACAGAGAUCGCCAGAAAGCUAGAAGUCUGGAAAGCAAUGCAGGCCCUCACUGGCCCCAAGAAUCUGUUCUCUCUUUCCCCAGACCCUGAGAUGAACAGCUCAAACCUCCUCAGCACUCUGAGCCCUGCAGCCUGGGGAAGGGCCGAGGAGAGUGUGGUCCGGACCAAGAGGAUGGUGGAGCCCGUGAAAGACAAAGAAGAGGAGAACUUCUUUUGUGGUCCUCCUGAGAAGAGCCAUGCAAAGCUGGUGUUUGUGUCCACCUCUGGAGGAAGCCUGUGGAACCUUCAAGCCCUCCAUUCCAUGUGUCGUAUAGAACAGGAACAGAUCCGCUCUCAUAUCAGCUUUGGGGCUUUGUGCCAGCGAUCAGCAGCCAAUGAGUGCUGCCCCAGCUGGUCCCUGGGCAACUAUCUGGCUGUGCUGAACAACCGAUCCUCCUGCCAAGAUACGACCCAAGCUGAUGCAGACCGCACACUGGCCCUGCUUCGGUUCUGUGCCACCUACUACCAUCGUGGUGUCCUGGUGCCUGCUUGUGUGGGACCUGGGCAGGAUAAGCCCCUGUAUUGUGCCCAAGUCCCCACCAAGUGUACCUGGAGCAGUGCAAUCUAUCAACUCCUGCACUUUCUGCUAGACAGAGACUUUCUGAGUCCCCAGACUGCGGAUUACCAGGUGCCCUCCCUCAAGUUCAGCCUUCUCUUCCUGCCCGUGAUAAAGACUUCCUCCCUGCUAGAUAUCUACCUGGAUGGCCUCGUUGACCCAAUUAAGGUCACUGACAACUAUACAUCUAUCAGUGGCAUGGACUUGGGCCUCAAGCCUAGCCUGCUCAAGUACUAUCUGGCCGAAGAUACCAUGUACCCCUUGCUAGCCCUGGUUGUCAUCUUCUUUGGCAUGUCCUUCUACGUGCGUUCACUCUUCAUCACAUUCAUGUCACUCCUGGGAGUGCUGGGCUCCCUAAUGGUGGCCUUCUUUCUUUACCAUGUUGUAUUCCGCAUGGCCUACUUCCCCUUUGUCAAUCUAGCAUCCCUCCUCCUGCUUACUGGCAGCUGUGUCAAUUACACUCUCAUCUUCUUCGACCUGUGGCGCCUCAGCAGGGGCCAGGUGCCCUCCGGCGGCCUAGCGCAUCGGGUGGCCUGCACCAUGCACCAUUUUGGCUACCUGCUUCUGGUCUCAGGCCUCACAACCAGCGUGGCCUUCUACGGCAGCUACCUGAGCCGCCUGCCCACAGUACGUUGCUUCGCUCUUUUCAUGGGCACCGCUGUGCUAGUGCACAUGGGGCUCACACUAUUCUGGCUUCCUGCCACGGUGGUGCUCCAGGAGCACUACCUGGCACGAGGCUGUGGGUCCCAAGCGCAGGGCCAGAGGGGCACCGACCCCUUGCGGCUGUUGCUGGCGUUGCACAGACGGAUGCGCAUUUUUCGCAGGAUUUUUUCCAUCCUUUCGCGCCUGCUCUUCCAGCGCCUGCUCCCCUGUGGUGUCAUUAAAUUUCGAUACAUCUGGGUCUGCUGGUUCGCGGCGUUGGCGGCAGGGGGCGCCUACAUCGGCGGCGUCAGCCCUCGCCUGCGACUGCCCAUUCUACUACCACUUGGCGGCCAGGUCUUCCGGUCUAGCCAUCCCUUUGAGCGUUUUGAUGCUGAAUACCGCCAGCAGUUCCUGUUCGAAGAUCUGCCUCCAAACGAGGGCGGCAACUUGCCAGUGGUUCUGGUGUGGGGAGUCCUGCCAGUGGACACUAGUGAUCCUCUGGACCCUCGCAGCAACAGCUCAGUAGUAAGCGAUCCUGACUUCGCACCCAGCAGCCCUGAGGCCCAGGAGUGGCUCCUGGCUCUCUGCCAUGGAGCCCGGAAUCAGAGUUUCUUUGGAGACCAGCCAGAGGGUUGGCCUACACUGUGUUUAGUGGAAACCCUCCAGCAGUGGAUGGAAAGCCCUAGCUGCGGCCGCCUGGGUUCCGAUAUAUGCUGUGGCCAGUCAGACUUCCCCUGGGCGCCCCAGCUUUACCUGCACUGCCUCAAGAUGAUGGCUCUGGAGCAAAGUCCUGAUGGCACCCGGGACCUGGGACUCCGCUUCGAUGCUCAUGGCAACCUAGCAGCUCUAGUUCUGAAGUUCCAGACCAACUUACCAUACAGUACAGAAUACGGCCCGGUCCACCACUUCCACACUGAGGUCAGCCACUGGUUGUCAACAGAACUGGGCAAGGCCCCUCCGGGCCUCAAUCAGGGUUGGUUCACCAGCACCUUGGAGCUGUACAGCUUGCAAUAUAGCCUAAGCACGGAGCCUGCUGUGGUGCUUGGUCUGGCUCUGGCGCUGGCCUUUGCCACCCUGCUGCUGGGCACCUGGAAUGUUCCACUCAGCCUGUUCUCUGUGGCAGCUGUGGCUGGCACUGUGCUGCUCACAGUGGGCUUGCUCGUUCUGCUGGAGUGGCAACUCAACACAGCCGAGUGCCUCUUUCUCUCUGCCUCCGUGGGCCUCUCUGUAGACUUAACCGUCAACUACUGCAUCUCCUAUCACUUGUGCCCACACCCUGACCGCCUGAGCCGUGUGGCCUUCUCCUUGCGUCAGACCAGCCGCUCCAUAGCAAUGGGGACUGGAGUGCUCUUUGCCUCCGGGGUGCUCAUGCUGCCUUCCACCAUACUGCUGUACCGGAAGCUGGGCAUCAUUGUCAUGAUGGUCAAGUUUGUUGGCUGUGGCUUUGCCAGCUUCUUCUUCCAGUCCUUGUGCUGUUUCUUCGGGCCAGAGAAGAACUGUGGGCAGAUCCUCUGGCCCUGUGCCCACCUGCCAUGGGAUACGGGGGCCGAGGAGCAUGAUGAGAAGGGACGAACCGGGCCACCGGGGUUCUCUGAGCACUAUGAGUUGCAGCCCCUGGCCCGGCGCCGGAGCCCCAGCUUCGACACCAGCACAGCCACCAGUAAGUUGUCCCACCGGCCUUCCAUACUCUCUGAAGAUCUGCAGCUUCAUGAUGGCAGCUGCUGCCACGCCCACACACCCGCCCCUCCCUCCCCAAGGGAUCUGCUUCUGGACCACCAGACAGUCUUCAGCCAGUGCCCAGCGCUGCAGACUUCCUCUCCUUAUAAACAAGCGGGCCCCACCCCCCAAACCUGGAUCAGGCAGGACUCCCAGGGACAGAAAGCUGAGCCUUUGCAGGCCCUGCCAGAAGCCCCUGCCCACUGCCCCAAGCCCAAAGUCGAAGAGCUCCCCGAUGGCCUAUGCUCUUCAGCCAGCACUCUGGAGGGACUCAGCGUCUCUGAUGAUACCUGCACUUCCGAGCCCAGUGUCCGUGUGCCAGAUUCUGUGGGCACCUCCCCAGAAGCCAUGAAUGGCACUGGACACCCCAUACUUGAGCGGGGCCAGCUGAAUGGGAAGCGUGACACUCUAUGGCUGGCACUGAAGGAGACCAUCUACGACCCAAACCUGCCCAACUCUCAUCAGACCAGCUUAUCCUGGAAGGGCCGUGGGGGGCCAGGUGAUAUCAGCCCCGUGGUACUUCCCAACAGUCAGCCAGGUCUUCCCGAUGUUUGGCUCCGUAGGCCCAGCACCUAUACCUCUGGCUACAGCAGCUGAGAAAGCCCAAGGAAGGCCAGACCAGGGUCCAGAGCCCUGUUGGUGAAAACAAAGCAGAGGCCAUACUAGCCUAGAGCCUGAAGGUAUUUCUCCAUAUCGACAUGAUGUCUCACCUUCCAACUAUGGAUUCUAAACCCUGGCAGAUGAUCCAGCCUUGAUCUCUUUGCUACAUAACUCCUACAUCUGGAGGAUUCAGUGGGAGGGCCUUGCAAGAUAAUACCAGGCUCUCCCUGGGAUGAGCUGAGGCCUCAUCUGCCCCCACAGUGCCAACAAGGACCCCUCCCCUGGAAAGAGAGGCCAGAUGUACAGCUCCAGGUAUCAUGGGAGGCUAAUCAUUUUUCUCCCAGGUGGCAAGAAGUUCAUCUUUGGGAUCUUGUCGGGGUACCUUACUGACUAGAAAAGCCCUUAAGAACCUCCACAGCCUGCUGAAUCUCACCCCUCUCAUCAGCUCUUAAUCAGGACACUUCACUUUGGGGGCGCUUUGCUGGACCAGAAUUGAACCCCAGGCCUCUGCCCUAUUCUACUCACAGUCGCCAGUGUGACUAGACGCUCUCCAAAAAGCAGGGCAGAGAGAGAGGUGAAGGCUGGCUCUGGAGUCUGUAAAUCCUGGGACUCCCUCGCCAGAAGCAGGUUCUAGAAUGCUCCCUGAUGAUGAACAAUAGUCAUCCUUCCCCAUUGCCACGCAUGUCAGCCUCCUCGGACUCUUGCAACUCCACCAGAGCGGCCUGCAGUUGGCCAAGGCACUAAGGCAGGUUGAUUGAUUUACCCAAAGUCUGUCACUGGCUCCAUCUGCCACCGUAGCUGCCGGUCCCCUCCUAACUGCCUGCUCCAGGGCCAUUGGUCCCUGGCUGUCUUUAUCCUUUGCUUCUGGCACUUACCUAUUCUCCCUUCCUGAGUGUCUCUCUGUAACUCCUCCUUCCCCAGAGUCCCUCCUGCCCUCUGCACUUCCCUCUCUGAAAUCCUCUGGGAUGCCUACUCGAAAUGGAGCCCGACCUGUAUCUUAGGCGUCAAGGGCAUGCCUCUUCUGUGGCUAAAGAGUGUAAAGAGGCUUUGCCAGAUGAGGUACUGAGGGACAGAAGAAUGUGAGCAGACUCUAGUUAAGACAGGAACACAGACUUGUUCUUAUAGGGGGAGUUCAUGAACCUGAAGUUUCUCUAGGUCCCCGGUUUCUAAAGACUGGGUCUAUCUAGGGUGUUAAGGAGACUGAAAGACCAAAGCCUGGCAGAUCCAUAAGAGAUGGCAUGAAGACCACCAAUCUAGGCCACUUUACAUGUGUAACAGAGGUGUGAGAAGAAUUUUCCAGCACCAAACAACCUGUGGUGAAGCUAGAGGCAAGCCAGAGGGCAUCUUUGUUUUAUUUUGUUGUGUUCCUGUGUUGCUGAGAUCUACCUCCCGCCCCAAGUAGCCCAGGACAAGUGGAGCAGAAACUCAACUGAAAACAUAAGACUGUGGAAGAGACAGAAGACAGUUGUCCCUCAGUAUCCAUGGAGAGCUGGUUCCAGCACCCUGCCCCCAGGGUACCAAAAUCUGAGGCUGCUGAAGCCCCUUGUGUAGAAUGGUGUAGUAUCUGCAUAUAAUGAUGCAUAUUCUCCUAUACACUUCCAGUCGUCUCUGGAGUACUUAUAAUGCCUAAUACGAUGUAAACGCUGUCAGUCCUUAUACUGUGCUGCUGUAAUAAUGACGAGAAAAAACAUGUGCGUGUUGAGCUUUUGUUUCUUC
Messenger RNA from Onychomys torridus (southern grasshopper mouse), 6019 nucleotides. RefSeq names its product dispatched RND transporter family member 2 (gene Disp2). NCBI's taxonomy places the organism in Eukaryota, Metazoa, Chordata, Mammalia, Rodentia, Cricetidae. Bases 266 to 4300 code for a protein of 1344 amino acids. The record is from RefSeq and is a predicted model, not a curated record. The transcript is spliced from 8 exons.